AUGGCCAGCCUCACAUUCAGUCUGCGCUCGUCCUCCGAGCUCCUCGCGCCCGCGCUGCGCAAGGCCUGCGACAGGUGCCCCAGCGGGUCGCAGGCCAAGGAAACCUCGGUGCUCGCCGCAGGGUCCAUGCCCUCCUCCUCCUCCUCCUCCUCCUCCUGUGACCCCUUCCUGCUAGACGACAGGCCCACCACCCCACGGUCCUCCUAUCCCAUCCCUAACUUCUGCUCGCCCUCGCUGAACAACGGCCUCCUCUUUGACCUCGCCGCGGACGCGAGCACCACUGAGACGCCCAGCUUUGAUAUGCUCUACUUUGACAGGCUAUAUCCCGUCUUCUCCGUACUCGACGGGCACCAGCUAGACAGCACCGCGUCCUGCGACCAGUACGCCCUCGUCUCCUCGCUGAGCGCAGCCAUCACCGCCCAGCUCAACUUGGUCGACCCCUCGACCAUUAACCGCCCCUCCAGUUCCUCCGCAUCAUCAGCCCUGUGCUCGUCAGCAACGUCAAUGGAGCAGCACCAUCUCCCAGGCCAAGUAUGGGCCGACCACGCCCUCCAGGCCCGGCAGGCGUGGGACUACAUGAGCGCGCCCACAGAGUCCACCAUCAUGACGUCCUUCUUUCUCUUCGUCUACCACGACAACGUCAAGCAGCCCCAAAAGGCCGGCUACUACCUCCGGGAGGCCAUUGGCUUCGCCCUCGCCCUCGCCCUCGACGACCCGGACACAGGCAGCGUCCUCCUGCGGUCCACCAUCCCCCUGCCGCAGGUCUUCACCUCGCCGCAGCCAAAGCUCAUCUUCGGCUUCGUCUCGCUCGUCCACCUCUUCAAGUGCGUCGACGACAAGUUUGUCUCCCUCUGGAGGACGAGCCGCGCCGUGCUCACCUGGGAGAGACCCUCUGCGCCAUCAGUAGCCUCCGACACGGGCCAGGCGGCCUUGCAGGGCACCCUGUGCGCCGCCGUGGUGGCCGGGCAGCGCGUGGACGGCGAGCUCGUCGAGGUGCAGCGGCUCGACAUUGCCGUGACGCAGCAGUGGCUGCAUCUCCUGGCGUGGCAGUUCCAGGGCGCGCAGGCGGCGAGGAGUCGACGCGUACCCUUUGUCGUGUCCAGGGAGACGCUGGGCGUGGUGACGCGUGCGGACCGGCAGGCCCUCAAGGCGCACGGCAUCGGCGUGGAGCAGAAGCUGUUCGCCAUUGCGUGCUGCGUGUCCGACGUGCUCCAGCGCUCCGCCGAAAUCGACAGGGACGCGGUCUCGACGGGUCACCAGUAUCUGCACGGCUUCAUACGCGUGCUGUCGUCGUUCCGGAACAGAGAGUCCGAGUCUCUGCAGCCGCUGCUGGCCAGGGCCACAAAGACGCUGACCGCGGAGCUGUCCGUGCCUCCGACGCUGACGCUGCCUCGUGACUCCAAGGUCUCGAGACGGGGGGGAGAGUGGCCCGGAUGCCAGUGA
Messenger RNA from Emericellopsis cladophorae, 1443 nucleotides. Its product is annotated as amylase cluster transcriptional regulator AmyR. The transcript has 5 exons. Bases 1 to 1443 code for a protein of 480 amino acids. The record is from RefSeq and is a predicted model, not a curated record. NCBI's taxonomy places the organism in Eukaryota, Fungi, Ascomycota, Sordariomycetes, Hypocreales, Bionectriaceae.